AUGGAAGACACAAGAAAGGGUUUGACGUGCAAACUCGACGGGGAUGAAAAAUUGAGAGGCGUGAUGUUACACAUGUUUAGAGAGAGAGGUGGGGUGAGGGAGAGGGUUCCUAUCUCCGACUUUAGAAAUGGAACGAAAAUUGAAAACGAUGGCCUAGUCUUCUCAGUUAUCAUCUGUUCAUCCUUAUCCUUUGAUGCAACAUGGCGAGCUGAUGGAGGAAAAAUUAAAACAAAGGGAACAAUCUUCUUGUCAAAUAUUCGGAUGGUCUUUGUUGCAAAUAAGCCUGUUGAGAACUUCACUGCUUUUGAUAUGCCCCUGCUUUAUGUGCAUGGGGAAAAAUUCAAUCAACCAAUAUUCUUCUGCAACAAUAUAUCUGGAAAUGUAGAGCCAGUUGUUCCAGAUGAUCACCAUAGGGCUCUCUACUCCACUCAGUCAUUCAAGAUUCUGUUUAAGGAAGGAGGUUGUGGAACUUUUGUCCCGCUAUUUUUUGCGUUACUUGCUUCCGUGAGAGAAUAUAAUAGACAGACUGGUUCGGGGCCAGAGCCUCGAUCAGAUCCUUUACAAGCAGCACAAACUCCAGUUGAUGAAAUGAUGAGACAUGCAUAUGUUGAUCCUAAUGAUCCCACAAGAAUCUUCUUGCAGCAGCCGACAUCAGAGUCUCAGUUGAGGCGCCGCACAUACCAGUCCCAACCUGUUGAUCAUUCUCUGUGA
This is a messenger RNA of Ilex paraguariensis (yerba mate), 711 nucleotides long. NCBI's taxonomy places the organism in Eukaryota, Viridiplantae, Streptophyta, Magnoliopsida, Aquifoliales, Aquifoliaceae. The record is from the annotation of a GenBank genome assembly.